GCGGCGGGGCCGUGGCGGGGCGCGGGGCCCCGCGGCCGGCGGCGCCGGAGGCGGAGCAUGUCGUGGUUCAGCGGCAUCCUGGUGCCCAAGGUGGACGAGAGGAAGACGGCAUGGGGAGAGCGCAACGGCAAGAAGGGCCCGCGGCCCCGAGCCGGCCUCUGCGGCCCCCGCUACAUGAGCUGCCUGCAGGACCCUGAGAUGGAGCGGGGCGCGGGACCCCCCCGGGGGCUGCGCUGCACUUGGCAGGAGGAUCACUACGGCAAGAAGGGGCCCUCGGGCGAGCUGGGACUCAAAUCUGUGGACGCGGGCUUGGAGGACGGCGAGGCCAAGGCGCCGAAGGGAGCGGCGGGACGCGGGGGGCGGCCGUCGGCCGGCGAGUGCUGGCGGCGCCUGCUCCAGGUUUUCCGCUCCAAACGCUUCCAAUCGGCCAAACUGGAGCGGCUUUACCAGCGCUACUUCUUCCAGAUGAACCAGAGCAGCCUGACGGUGCUGAUGGGAGUGCUGGUGCUGGUUUGCGGGGUGAUGCUGCUCUUCCUCUGCCUGCCCGGUGCCCCCCACGUGCCGGCGGCGGCCGCCGCGCUGGCCGGUGCCACGGCGCUGUUCCUGCUCCUCAUGGUGCUGUGCAGUCGCAGCGCUUUCCCCCAGGACUACAUGUGGGUGGUGAGCUACGUGGUGCUGGGGCUGCUGGCCGGGGUGCAGGCGCUGGGGACGGUGGCCGUGGCUCCCCGAAGCGCUGCCGAGGGGGUUUGGUGGAGCGUUUUCUUCAUCUACAUCACCUACACGCUGCUGCCCGUGCGGAUGCGGGCGGCGGUGCUGGCCGGGGUCCUGCUCUCCGCCCUGCACCUCGCCAUCGCCUGGCACCGCAACGCCGCCGACCCUUUCCUCUGGAAGCAGCUCAGUGCCAAUGCCCUGAUCUUCCUCUGCACCAACGUGGUGGGGGUCUGCACCCACUACCCGGCCGAGGUGUCGCAGCGCCAGGCCUUCCAGGAGACCCGUGGCUACAUCCAGGCGCGCCUGCACCUCCAGAGGGAGAACCGUCAGCAGGAGCGGCUGCUGCUGUCGGUGCUGCCACAGCACGUGGCCAUGGAGAUGAAGGAGGACAUCAACACCAAGAAGGAGGACAUGAUGUUCCACAAGAUCUACAUCCAGAAGCAUGACAACGUCAGCAUCCUCUUCGCGGACAUCGAGGGCUUCACCAGCCUGGCCUCGCAGUGCACGGCCCAGGAGCUGGUGAUGACGCUCAACGAGCUCUUUGCCCGCUUUGACAAGCUGGCUGCGGAGAACCACUGCCUGCGCAUCAAGAUCCUGGGGGACUGCUACUACUGCGUGUCAGGGCUGCCAGAGGCGCGCGGGGACCACGCUCACUGCUGCGUGGAGAUGGGCGUGGACAUGAUCGAGGCCAUCUCGCUGGUGCGAGAGGUGACGGGGGUGAACGUGAACAUGCGCGUGGGCAUCCACAGCGGGCGGGUUCACUGCGGCGUGCUGGGGCUGCGCAAGUGGCAGUUCGACGUCUGGUCCAACGAUGUCACCCUGGCCAACCACAUGGAAGCGGGCGGCAAAGCCGGGCGCAUCCACAUCACCUGGGCCACGCUGCAGUACCUGAACGGGGACUACGAGGUGGAGCCGGGCCACGGGGGCGAGCGCAACGCUUACCUCAAGGAGCACAACAUUGAGACCUUCCUCAUCGUCGGCUGCAGCCAGAAACGCAAGGAGGAGAAAGCCAUCCUGGCCAAGCUGCAGCGCACUCGUGCCAACUCCACCGAGGGGCUGGUGCCGCGCUGGGUGCCCGAGCGCUCCUUCUCCCGCACCAAGGACUCCAAGGCCUUCCGGCAGAUGGGCAUCGAUGACUCCAGCAAGGACAACCGUGGUGCCCAGGAGGCCCUGAACCCUGAGGAUGAGGUGGAUGAGUUCCUGAGCCGGGCCAUUGACGCCCGCAGCAUCGACCAGCUCCGCAAGGACCACGUCAAGAAGUUCCUGCUCACCUUCCAGACCCCUGAGCUGGAGAAGAAGUACUCCAAGAAGGUCGAUGACCGUUUUGGUGGCUACGUGGCCUGUACCCUCCUCGUCUUCUGCUUCAUCUGCUGCCUCCAGAUCCUGGUGUUCCCCCACUCCUCGCUGAUGCUCGGGGUCUACGUCAGCAUCUUCAUCCUCCUUGCUGCCAUCCUCUUCAUCUGUGCCAUCUACUCCUGCGUCACUCUCUUCCCCAGUGCCCUGCAGCAGCUCUCGCGUGGCAUCGUCCAGUCCCGUGCCCGCAGCACCGGCAUCGCCGUCUUCACCAUCCUCCUCGUCUUCAUCGCUGCCUUCGUCAACAUGUUCUCCUGCAGCCGUGUGGCCCUGCGGGAUUGUGCUGCCCGUGAGCUCAAUGUCACCCCCGGCUCCGUGGGGCCAUGCCAGCUCCGUGCCCUCAACCUCUCCCUGGGCACUGCCAUGGGCUCCUGCCACGGUGACGGGCUGGCCUGUGACUUCCCCGAGUACUUCAGCUACAGCGUGGUGCUCAGCCUGCUGGCCUGCUCCGUCUUCCUGCACAUCAGCAGCAUUGGGAAGCUGCUGCUCAUGGUGGGCAUCGAGGCCACGUUCCUGCUGCUGGUGGAGGGGCCUCACGCAGCUCUGUUUGACAAUGCUGACCUGCUGGUCCUGGCCAACGCCCUGCCCCCCUACAACACGACCCAGGGAGAGUGCCCAGCAGAGGGGAAGGUGGCUCUGCGCUACGUGACGCCCGUGGUCCUGGCCGUGUUUGCCCUCGCCCUGUACCUGCACGCGCAGCAGGUCGAGUCCACCGCCCGCCUCGACUUCCUCUGGAAGCUCCAGGCAACGGGUGAGAAGGAGGAGAUGGAGGAGCUCCAGGCCUACAACCGGCGGCUGCUGCACAACAUCCUGCCCAAGGACGUGGCCGCGCACUUUCUGGCACGGGAGCGGCGCAACGACGAGCUCUACUACCAGUCCUGCGAGUGCGUGGCCGUCAUGUUCGCCUCCAUCAGCAACUUCUCCGAGUUCUACGUGGAGCUGGAGGCCAACAACGAGGGUGUGGAGUGUCUGCGGCUGCUCAACGAGAUCAUCGCCGACUUCGAUGAGAUCAUCAGCGAGCAGAAGUACCGGCAGCUGGAGAAGAUCAAGACCAUUGGCAGCACCUACAUGGCGGCCUCGGGGCUCAACGCGGCCACGUACGACCGCGAGGGCCGGAGCCACAUCGCGGCGCUGGCCGACUACGCCAUGCACCUCAUGGAGCAGAUGAAGUACAUCAACGAGCACUCCUUCAACAACUUCCAGAUGAAGAUUGGCCUGAACAUGGGCCCAGUGGUCGCAGGGGUCAUCGGGGCUCGCAAGCCCCAAUAUGACAUUUGGGGCAACACCGUCAAUGUCUCGAGCCGCAUGGACAGCACUGGGGUCCCCGACCGCAUCCAGGUGACAACAGACCUGUACCAGGUGCUGGCGGCCAAGGGCUACGUGUUGGAGUGCCGGGGGCUGGUCAAGGUCAAGGGCAAGGGGGAGAUGACCACCUACUUCCUCAAUGCGGGCCCUGGGGGCAGUUAGGGGGUCCUCGUGGUGUCCCCCCAUGCUGGGGACUCCCCCAGCCUGUGCCAAGCUCAGGCAAAAAAAAAAAAAAAAA
Messenger RNA from Camarhynchus parvulus, 3607 nucleotides. RefSeq names its product adenylate cyclase 6 (gene ADCY6). Gene Ontology annotation, cellular component: plasma membrane. Gene Ontology annotation, molecular function: adenylate cyclase activity. NCBI's taxonomy places the organism in Eukaryota, Metazoa, Chordata, Aves, Passeriformes, Thraupidae. The transcript is spliced from 22 exons. The record is from RefSeq and is a predicted model, not a curated record. The coding region runs from base 58 to 3531 and encodes 1157 amino acids. Gene Ontology annotation, biological process: adenylate cyclase-inhibiting G protein-coupled receptor signaling pathway; adenylate cyclase-activating G protein-coupled receptor signaling pathway; cAMP biosynthetic process.